AUGGUGGAUAUCCCGACGCAGCUCAAUGGCACGCACGCCGGCAACGGCGAGGGCUGGGUCGUCUUGCCGCGCCCGGACGGCAAGCGCUGCCUCGUGAUCGCAGCCAAUGGUACGACCAUCGCGCGGACGCACAGCGGGAGCGUGCUCAAGAAGUUUCCGUCGGCGCUGCCCAGCGGCUCGCGCAAGACGAAGUAUGGCGCCGACCAGUACUGCGUCCUCGACUGCAUCUUUAACGACGUCGACGGGACCUUUUACGUUCUCGAUGUCAUGUGCUGGAAGGGCUACCUCUUGUACGACUGUACGGCUGAGUUUCGCUUCUACUGGCUUCAAGACAAGCUCUCCGAGACGUCGGCCGCGACUAUCUCGUCGGCCAAUCCAUUUGCCUUUCAGCCGAUUCCGUACUUUGACUGCUCGCCGGAAGGACUCGCGACGGCGUACUAUGGCGCGUUUUCCUUUUCCAAGGACGGACUUCUCUUCUACUGCAAGGCUGGUGUCUAUACGCUCGGACUCUCGCCACUCGUGCUGCUCUGGAAAGACGCAACCACAAGUCCAUACCCGAGCCAGCUCACGAUCGUGCUGACAGUGACCGAGGCUUUUGCGUGUGAAACGAUUGAAGGACACGCGCUCACAACGCUCGCACCCGAGACCAUGACGGGGCAUGAGAUUGUGGCGGGCGAUCUGGUGCGGUGCUCGAUUGAGACGCUGGCGUGGACGGUGGCGGACGACAGCUCUGUGGUGGUUGAUGCGACCGGCGUUCAUUUUCAGAAACGUUGCUCGGCCCAGCGCGGGAUCGCCGACAGCUGGACCAAGAUUGCGCACAUUCUCAGCACCUCGUGCUCGAUUCAGCACCUCCUCGAGGCGACGGCCGAUGUCGGUAUGGACACGGAAGGCUGA
Molecule: messenger RNA, 894 nt
Organism: Saprolegnia parasitica CBS 223.65
Lineage: Eukaryota; Oomycota; Saprolegniomycetes; Saprolegniales; Saprolegniaceae
Exons: 8
Coding region: 1-894 (297 amino acids)
Biological process (GO): snRNA import into nucleus
Cellular component (GO): cytoplasm; nucleus
Source: RefSeq, a predicted model, not a curated record